Molecule: messenger RNA, 867 nt
Organism: Nipponia nippon (crested ibis)
Lineage: Eukaryota; Metazoa; Chordata; Aves; Pelecaniformes; Threskiornithidae
Gene: MAFA
Product: MAF bZIP transcription factor A
Biological process (GO): insulin secretion; regulation of transcription by RNA polymerase II; response to glucose
Cellular component (GO): nucleus
Molecular function (GO): DNA-binding transcription factor activity, RNA polymerase II-specific; RNA polymerase II cis-regulatory region sequence-specific DNA binding
Source: RefSeq, a predicted model, not a curated record
AUGGCCUCGGAGCUGGCCAUGAGCGCGGAGCUGCCCACCAGCCCCCUCGCCAUCGAGUACGUGAACGAUUUCGACUUGAUGAAGUUCGAGGUGAAGAAGGAGCCGGCGGAGGCGGAGCGGCUGUGCCACCGUCUGCCCGCCGGUUCCCUCUCCUCCACCCCGCUCAGCACGCCCUGCUCCUCCGUGCCUUCCUCGCCCAGUUUUUGCGCUCCCAGUCCAGGUGGGCAACCGGUUCCCGGGCCCCCAGCUACCACCGCCGCUUCCCUGGGCUCCAAACCUCAGCUGGAGGAGCUGUAUUGGAUGUCGGGUUACCAGCAUCACCUCAACCCCGAAGCUCUCAACCUGACACCCGAGGACGCGGUGGAGGCGUUGAUCGGGGCCCCUCACCAUCAUCAUCAUCACCAUCAAGGUUACGAGCCUUUCCGACCUCAACCUUUCGGUGGUGAGGAGCUUCCACCGGCCGCCCAUCACCAUCCCGGCCAUCACCAUCAUCAUCAUCACCACCUGCGCUUGGAGGACCGCUUCUCCGAUGAUCAGUUGGUGAGUAUGUCGGUACGGGAGCUGAACCGGCAGCUGAGGGGCUUCAGCAAGGAGGAGGUGAUCCGCCUCAAGCAGAAGAGGAGGACCUUGAAGAACCGAGGCUACGCUCAAUCCUGCCGGUACAAGCGGGUCCAACAGCGGCACAUCUUGGAGAACGAAAAAUGUCAACUCCAGAGUCAGGUGGAGCAACUCAAGCAAGAGGUGACCCGUUUGGCCAAGGAAAGGGAUCUGUACAAAGAAAAAUACGAGAAGUUAGCCGGCCGGGGUUUCCCGAGGGACCCCUCCCCCUCCGCUGCCCCUAAACCCGCCGCCGACUUCUUCAUGUGA